AUGGACGCGGCGCGCGAGCGGGCGCGCGGGGACGAAGGUGAGACGACGGCGGCGGCGGCGUUUCGCGUCAAGGCGCGACGCGUCGAGGGCGCGGACGUAGGGCCGGUGGUUUUAGAGGAUGAAAACGCGACGGUGGCGGAUUUGAAACGCGCGCUGUGGGACGCGCCGUGGUUGGCGCGCGAGACGUCGGAUGGGGCGAUCGGGGACGGGGACGAGGCGACGUCGCCCAAGCCGGCGUCGCCGGCGUACCUGCGCGUGGUGCUCGACGGGAAAAUUUUAGAGCCGGACUCGAAGGCGUUGAAGUGGUGCGGAUUCGUGAGUGGCGAGGUACGCAUCGCGCAUCUCAUCGUCAGCGAGAAUGCGUCGACGCGGGGCGAGACGCGGAAGCGGGCGUCGGAGGCAAACAAGGACGCGUCGGCGACGCAACCGACGUGUUGCUCCGUCAUGUGA
Molecule: messenger RNA, 450 nt
Organism: Ostreococcus lucimarinus CCE9901
Lineage: Eukaryota; Viridiplantae; Chlorophyta; Mamiellophyceae; Mamiellales; Bathycoccaceae
Exons: 1
Coding region: 1-450 (149 amino acids)
Source: RefSeq, a predicted model, not a curated record